Messenger RNA from Octopus sinensis (East Asian common octopus), 633 nucleotides. RefSeq names its product tigger transposable element-derived protein 7-like. Bases 1 to 633 code for a protein of 210 amino acids. The transcript has 3 exons. The record is from RefSeq and is a predicted model, not a curated record. Lineage: Eukaryota; Metazoa; Mollusca; Cephalopoda; Octopoda; Octopodidae.
AUGGCGAAAGUUUGUAAUAUUCAAGGAUUUCAAGCAUCAAAUGGAUGGCUUGAGAAAUUUAAAAAUCGAUAUUGCAUUGCUUCCCGUGCUUUAUGUGGGGAAAAUCAAUUUGUUGAAACCUCUGUGAUUGAAAAUUUUACAGAAAGCCUCAAUAGAAAAUUAGAACAAUAUUGUUCUAAAAAUAUUUUUAAUUUGGACGAAACUGGAUUGUUUUUUAAACUUUUGUCGAACAGAACAUUAGCUGUUGACUCGGACAAAAAUCUGUCUAAUAAACCGAUAAAAGAAAGAGUAACUGUUAUGUUUUGCGUUACUUGGUUAGAAGUGUCAGAAUUAACAAUUACAAAUUGUUUCAAGAAAGCAUUUGAAAAUGCGUUAAUACAGAACCUGACAGAAAUAGAAGAAAUAGAUGAUGAAAAUUUUUUGAUUCAUGAAAAUGAUCAAUUUGACGACGAAAACUUUAUACAAAACUUUGCGAGAAAACUAAAACAGCAAGACCAAGUUGAAGAGGAAAAUGAAAAAAUUUAUGUUCCGACACUAUAUGAAGCUAGUGAAUAUGCGAAGGCGCUUGAAUUUUGGUUUCUUGAGAAUGAUUAUGAACAAAGACGAAAAACAAUAGUGAACAUGAUGUUUUGA